AUGACUGUGAAGGACGAUGGCGCAAAACGCAAGGCUGAGGAGGAGCCUUCGUCCCCCUCAGCAUCGAAGCGCAUCAAGCAGGACCAGGAUGCCACCGAGGAGGUCGACAGAAAGGCCAUGAAACCAAUCCCAUUCCCAGAGAAGCCGGCCGUCAUCGAAGAACGAAAUGGCGAAAUAGAAUUCCGCGUGGUGAACAACGACGGCGACCGCGAGUCUCUCAUCAUCCUUACCGGCCUGAAGUGCAUAUUCCAAAAGCAGCUGCCCAAGAUGCCCAAGGACUACAUCGCCCGCCUAGUCUAUGACCGAACCCAUCUCUCUAUCGCCAUCGUUAAGAAACCCUUGGAAGUAGUUGGCGGGAUUACCUACAGACCGUUCAAGGGACGCCGCUUUGCCGAAAUCGUAUUCUGCGCCAUCAGCUCCGACCAGCAGGUAAAGGGUUACGGUGCCCAUCUCAUGUCCCAUCUCAAGGACUACGUCAAGGCCACGAGCGACGUCAUGCACUUCCUCACAUACGCCGACAACUACGCCAUCGGCUAUUUCAAGAAGCAGGGCUUCACCAAGGAGAUCACACUCGACCGCAGCGUAUGGAUGGGCUACAUCAAGGAUUACGAGGGAGGAACUAUCAUGCAGUGCUCCAUGCUGCCUCGCAUCCGGUACCUCGAGAUGGGACGGAUGCUCCUCAAGCAAAAGGAAUGCGUCCAGGCUAAGAUCCGCGCAUAUUCAAAGUCACAUCUGGUCCACGCACCUCCCAAGGAGUGGAAGAACGGCAUCACCGAGAUCAACCCCCUCGACAUCCCGGCCAUCCGUGCGUCCGGAUGGUCGCCGGACAUGGACGAGCUGGCCCGCCAGCCCCGCCACGGCCCCAACUACAACCAACUCCUUCACCUCCUCAACGACCUGCAGAACCACAACGCCGCAUGGCCGUUCCUCGUCCCGGUCAAUCGCGACGAGGUGGCGGACUACUACGACGUCAUCAAGGAGCCCAUGGACCUCAGCACCAUGGAGAACAAGCUCGAGGCUGACCAGUACUCGACUCCCGAGGAUUUUAUCAGGGACGCGAGGCUGGUUUUCGAGAACUGCCGGAAAUACAACAACGAGAGCACGCCGUACGCCAAGUCGGCCAACAAGCUGGAGAAGUACAUGUGGCAGCAGAUCAAGGCUGUCCCCGAGUGGUCGCACCUGGAACCUGAGAAGUAG
Messenger RNA from Clonostachys rhizophaga, 1197 nucleotides. The record is from the annotation of a GenBank genome assembly. Lineage: Eukaryota; Fungi; Ascomycota; Sordariomycetes; Hypocreales; Bionectriaceae.